Coffea eugenioides is the source of this 771-nucleotide messenger RNA. RefSeq names its product putative pentatricopeptide repeat-containing protein At1g12700, mitochondrial. Gene Ontology annotation, molecular function: protein binding. The transcript has a single exon. Lineage: Eukaryota; Viridiplantae; Streptophyta; Magnoliopsida; Gentianales; Rubiaceae. The coding region runs from base 1 to 771 and encodes 256 amino acids. The record is from RefSeq and is a predicted model, not a curated record.
AUGAGAAAAAGGGCCCUCUCAGGUACUGCUACUACUGCCGCUUUUACUACUCUUUCAUUUCUUUCUCCAAGAAAUUCAACCCCCAUCCAAUCUGCUUUUCACUCUGCAGCCCUCACUAUUGGUAUUACAAGCAGUAAUCAUCAUCAGGCUAAGCCUAACAACAUUGUUCAUUAUGGGUCUCGGGGAUUAAGGAGUGAUAUUGACAGAAUCAGCAAUCUUGAUGAAGCUCUAGGCUUUUACAAGCAGAUGGUCGGGAUGAGACCUGUGCCUAGUGUUGUUCAUUUCACUCAAUUGCUGGGUCGUAUUGUUAAGAUGAAGCAAUAUUUGGUGGUUCUUUCUCUUUACAGAGAUAUGGCUGAGUUAGGAUGCAUUCCGCUUAAUGAAUACACACUUAAUAUUGUGAUUAACUGUUAUUGCUUCUUGGGUAAAGUGAAUUUUGGGUUUUCUAUAUUUGGUGGCUUCUUCAAGCGAGGUAUUUUGCCCGAUACGGCCACCUUUAAUACUCUGCUUAAAGGACUCUUUUGGGAACACAAAAUUCAUGAGGCACAAGCAUUGUUCAAGAAAAUAAUAUAUGAAAAGCUAUGCAUACCUAAUGAAAUUACGUAUGGGACUGUGAUAGAUGGGCUUUCUAAGGCUGGGAACACUAGCAUGGCCAUUCAAGUCCUUAGAUUCAUGGAAAAAGGAGGAAGGUGCAGGCCUCAUACAGCUGCUUACAACACUAUUAUCGACGGGUUGUGCAAGGAUAAAAUGAUGGAUCAACACUAUUCUUGA